AUGGCUCGCGGGCCGGGCUGCUGCUGCUGCUGCUUCACGAACAACGUCCGGAACCUGGUGUUGAUCUUGACGACGGCCGCCGUCUCCGCCCUGUUCGCCAACCUGGUCCUGUUCAACUUCACCGCCGUGCUUCAUGAAGACCUGCCACACCAACACAAGCCCGUCGGAGGCCUCGUCUCGCUCCAUGAAUAUUCUACUUGGCAUAGUCAGUUUCAGCCUCAAAGUCUUGACAAGGGAAAUUUCUAAAGUUCGACCAGAAUACUCCAUAAUGUACAAGUUCCUGAGAAUCUCCUAUUUUUUGAAAAGGACCCCUCAAAAUCAAAAACCCUAGAAAUCUGAUAAAUUCGGCUCUUUUGGGAUCUUUGAGUCGUUGUAACUUGGGACGCUGAGGCCAUGGCCUGUCUGCGGCCUCCACCAAUCAGGCACUCUCUCUUUUCGUGUCAGGACCCUUUUUUCGAUGGCUCAAGCCAGUCGUGUCAGCUGCAGAUAAAAACGAGGAUUUCUGAUUUUCUGGCGGAGAAAAAUGAAGUGGUCACUUGAGAGCUCGGAUUUUAUGAAGUGAUCACUUGAGAGCUCGCAUUUAGGCAUAGCUUUGGAGCUCAUAAUUUGAAUUUCUGAAGUGACCACUUGAGAGCUCGGGUUUGAGAGUAGCUUUGAACUAUUAUAUUCAGGAAGUUAUACCUUCCCUCAACUGAAUUUUUGAACGGAGUUUUGGAAUUUCCUUAAGUGAUCACUUGAGAAUGAAAUAUUACAGUUUUUUUGGAGUCCGUGAUUUGGAAUUUCACUGAAGUGACCACUUGAGAGCUUGGAUUUUAUGAAGUGAUCCCUUGAGAGCUCGCAUUUAGGCAUAGCUUUGGGACUCAUAAUCUUGUUUUUUGAACUGACUUCCCGAAAAUUUCUGAAGUGACCACUUAAGAGCUCGGGUUUGAGAGUAGCUUUGAACUAUUAUAUUCAGGAAGUUAUACCUUCCCUCAACUGAAUUUUUGAACGGAGUUUUGGAAUUUCCUUCCUUUCCAAUCUUCCGUUACUUCAUAUUUGUUCGCCGAUGACUUGAAAAUCUCUUCAGAUAACCCUGAUGCUAUCCAAGACAGUAUAAAUAGAUUGCUCGAUUGGUCCAAAACUUGGGGCCUCCCAGUUGCGGCCAAUAAAACUGUUGUUCUUCAUCUAGGCAGAAACAAUCCUGAACAUGUUUACAAUGUUAAUGGCUCACCUAUUCGAUCUGAAACUGUUGUCAGAGACCUCGGUCUCCUUAUCGAUAAAAAUUUGUGUUUCAGCCCUCACAUUAAUCAUGUAGUCAACAUUGCCACUCUCAAAUCUAAACAGCUGCUCAAAGCUUUUGCUCACUUGAACAUCCAGCAGUAUAAUUUACUAUUCAACAUGUACGCUAGACCCUAUCUUGACUAUUGCUCUGAAAUCUUCUCACCGCCUAUAAAUUCAGAACUUUCCGUCCUACUUGAAAAACCUUACCGUCAUUAUACUAGGCAAGUUUUCAUGAGACGUAAUAAAUCCUUUGACACAUACUCCCAUCGCCUCGAUGUACUCGGUUCUACUCAUGUUUUUCCGUAGGAGAACUUCUAUUGCUCUAGUAACGCUUCAAAAAAAUCGUCCUGGGCAUUUACCACUUUCCUAGCGCAGAAAAAGUUUUUUUCAGUAGAAGUCGUUCACCUCGGUAUCCUUUUUCGUUUGAUUCAGACUGGUUCCCGAUUUAAUAGUUUUUUUAGCACUGUCAUUCCUCUUUGGAAUAGACUCUGCUCAAGAUUCAACCCUAACACGUCUACCACCCGUUUCAGAAAGUUUCUCGACUCGCUAAGCAACGAAGAACUUUUUUUCCAACAUUCCCUUACGUCUACUGUGAUCAAAAAUCCUUCUACGUGUUCUAUUCCCUAUACCGGUAAAUUCGCUCGUGAGGGCGUAUUAAAACCGGUGCUCAUUUCACUCCCAUACAAUUCUUGCCCAACUUUGCCUCUUUCUUUGUAGCUCAUGUUAUUUUAUGUAUUGGAGUGAAAUAAAUAAAUAUUCAAAUAAAAAAAUUUCCUUAAGUGAUCACUUGAGAAUGAAAUAUUACAGUUUUUUUGGAGUCCGUGAUUUGGAAUUUCACUGAAGUGACCACUUGAGAGCUUGGAUUUUAUGAAGUGAUCCCUUGAGAGCUCGCAUUUAGGCAUAGCUUUGGGACUCAUAAUCUUGUUUUUUGAACUGACUUCCCGAAAAUUUCUGAAGUGACCACUUAAGAGCUCGAACUUGAGAAUAGCUUUGAACUAUUAUAUUUAGGAAGUUAUACUUUUGAAGCCCAUUACUCUGAAUUUUUAGACGGAUAUUCGGAGUUUCGCUGAAGUGAUCACUUAUGAGCAUCUUUGAGAUGCCAAAAAACACCCAACCUGCAAAACUUUCUUGUCCUUGUGAACCUUAAAAAUCUCUCAAAAUAGGCUAUUUUUGGAACUUUUAUCCCUUUUUUCUAGAAAACUGGGGAGUUUUGCAGGCUAAGACUUUCAGAAUAUUAUUUUGGUACGACAAGGAGUGUUAUGGCCGAUUUAUCGGUAAAACACGGAGUGUUAUGGCCAAUUUAUAGGAAAUUCUGAAUCCUUAGGGAAAAUUACCUUUUUGUAGAGUCUAGAAUGCUCGAAAAAGCCUUUCUAGAAAGUUUAAAGGUGCAUAGACAGUUCCAAUAGAGACCCAUGAGUUCACUGAUUUUCUAGACUUCAGGUUUAAUGGAUUAUUCAUGGCAAAUCCAUAAUUUCUAAGUCAAAGAAAACCUUAAAGAACCGAUAAAUUGGAUUUUUUGGGUCUCAAAAAAAAGUUUUCAUUUUAAAAUCAAAGAAAUCGGUCUUGUGUUCUAUAUGAAAAGAAAAAUUUUUAAAAAAUCCAAAAUUUCAUUUCAGGUCGGACAAAACGAGACAUCAAUGGCUCGCAACCAGAUCUUUCGGUUUUACGGGACAGCGUCACCGAAAUAAUCGAUUCUGAAUAUGGUUCUGAAUCCACAUGAAUCUGAUCAAUGUUCUGAAUUUCCAGACGACGACGAAGGCCAUCCGAUUCUACCCAGCUCGAAAGUUGUCCUGACCACGAUUUCAACACCGAUUCCAACCAAAAAGAAGACCGAGAAGCCGAAGACGAUCUUCAUCACCAACUCGCCGACGGCCUCGACGACGACGUCGCCGCCCAGGACGACUACAAUCAGAAGACGGGCCACCUAUGAGGCGGAUAACGUCGUCAUGCAAGGUGGGAAGAGGCAUUCAGGCUAGCUUAAGACGUAAGGGGCGUGGCCUGUCUGCGCUCUCCCUCAAGCAGACACGAUCUCUUUUUUUUCGUGUCAGGACCCUAUUUUCGAAGGCUCAAGCCAGCCGUGAAUCAGCUACAGUUGAAUUUGACUUUUUGGUGGGAAAAUCUGAAGUGACCCCUUGAGAGCUUGGAUUUUAUGAAGUGAUCCCUUGAGAGCUCGGGUUUGAGAAUAGCUUUGAACUAUAGGAUGUUAUACCUUUGGAGCCCUCAACUGACUUUUUAGACUGAAUUUUCAAAUUUCCUGAAGUGAUCACUUAAGAGCUGGGUGGGAGAAUAGUUAGAAAAUUAAAAACUUCGGAAAGAGACCACUUAAGGGGUUUUCAACGCAAAAAUCAAGAUUUUUUCCGGCUUUUUAUUCCUUUUUCUAGAGGAAUCACUUGAUAAAUCUUUUUUUUUAAUUUUGACGCUCAAGCUGUAUUAUGAUGCCUUUUAAAGUGAUCACUUUAGGGUUUUGAUUUAUCAUUGGAGCACAAACAUGUCGUAAAUCUUGAAGAGGCCACUUGAGGGUUCUAAUUUACUUUUCAAAGCUUAAACUUGAGAAGGUUUGGAGCAAUCACUUAAGGGUUUCCCCAGGCUUUUGCAGAUCAAAAUGUUAGUGGUAGGCUUUCAAGUGGCCACUUGGAGGUUUUGUUCGAGAAAAAAAUCGGUAGAAACUGAUUUGAAGUUUUUUUGGAAAAAUCAAAAAAGAGAAAUUUGAGAAUUUUUUUAUGACAAAAACCGUAUCAUUCAGAAGUCGAAAAAAACGCUGAAGAAGCUCAAAGAAGGCGAAAACGGCGACAGAGAUGAGUUGGACGGCAAAGUCGCCAAGGAGGAUGAACCAGAAAAAGUGGCUGAGAAGUGAGAAUUUCCAGGAAUUUCUUGUGACGUCUUCUGAAUUUUUUUUCAGAAGUUCUAUCAACGUCAUCCCGUCGAAUAGUCUGGUUGAAGACGUCGUCAGGGCUCUUCUUUAUGCGGCUCCUGGAAUCGGUGAGUUGGUCGCAUGUAGAAUGGCUCGAAGGGUCUGCGGCUCAGCUUAUGGAUACCUAAGAGCGAAAGUCGUUUUGGGUCGGGCUUCGAAACUUGCCGUAACUCUUUGACCAUUUUUCCAAUCGAUGAUAAGCUUUGAAGUUAAAAUAAAUUCAUCCCCCCGCCCGCAAAAAAAAAAUCAUAUGAUUUUCCGAAAUCGGCUAGGAAACUCUUCCAUGCCCCAGUGGAAUAUUCGGAAUAAAAAGUGAAAGUGGUCACUUAGGGGAUGAUUUUUGAGAAAACUCGAAGAAAUGAACCCCAGAGUGUAAGUGUAAUAGAAAAAAUGAGUGGUUGGCAAGUGCGCUCCAGCGAACUCUUGAAUUUACAGUCAUUCUGAAGAAAAUUCUGAUCCAUACACAUGAGUAUUAGGACUUGAAAUAAAAGUAGUCUUAGUGGUCACUUAAGGGAUGGUUUUUGAGUAGGGUCAGUUGUCCCCUUAAGUGAUUACUCGAGACCAGUUUGAGCUCUCAAGUGAUCACUUAAAUAAGUCAAAUAGUUUCAUUGAAGUCUUUCAAGAUAAAACUACGACGAAAUUUGUGAUUUUCUUCACUUAAGUGACCACUCGGAUUCAGCUUUGCUAUGACCUGGUUCCAAAGGGAUCCAUUUAGUGAUCACUUAAGUGUUUCAGGAGAGUCAAGUAGUUUCGUAGAAGCUUAUGGGAAUGUAAGGAAGUGGCCACUUAAGAAAGUUAGUCUUUCACUCGAGUUCGAGCUCUUAAGAGAUAACUUGAUUGAAUCGCUUAGUUUAAAGAGGCUCAAACUUCAAAGAAAUUUUAAUUUUUGCCUAGAGGCUAGAAAAAAAUCAUCAGGAGCCUAAAAAAAACUAAGUUCAGAUUUUACUCGAAAAUUAGGGAAAUAUGCAGCUUGAGACUGUUAAAAUUCAUUGGGUUCAUCAAAAAAAAAUUUUUUUAGAGGUUUGGAAUUUUUUUGCAGAAAGAAAUGAAAAAAAUAUAGAAAACUAUAAAGAUCUCAAUUCGGAAGGAAAAUCGAAUUAAAAAAAUAACCUACUGUGGGCGCAGAAGCCCUUCCAUUGAAAUGAGGGGCUAUUUUUGCAAAAUUUUGGAGGAAAAUUUUCGAAAAAACCUCUUUCCAGGAGUCCUCAUCGGAAUCGUCCCCGCAGCCGUUUUGACCAGCAGAUUGGGCCCCCGGAAGCUUUUCAGUAUGACUUUACUGGCUUCGGCUUUCCUGACAGCUUCCCACGCUUUCGUCAUCCCUUUCGGUGAUUUUUCAUCCAUCUGUUCGCAUUUUAAAGAUUUUUUCCAGGAUUUGCCGCCCUUCUCUCCGUCCGUCUUCUUCAGGGAAUCUUCUUCGCCACGGUUUUUCCGGUCAUCGGAUCUUUCACCGCAAAUUGGGCGACCCUUCGGGAACAGCUCCAGUUCAUUUCCACUCUCUUUUUGUUCGUCUCGGUGAGAAAAAAGUCUUUGAAAGUGCGCUCCAGCGAACUGUAGAUAAUUCUGUGACUUUUAAAAAAUUGAUCCAUAAACACGAUAGUUAGGACUUCAAGCUAGAGAAGUCUAAGUGGUCACUUAAGGGAUGAUUCUUGUAGGAACGUGAGAAAGCUUCAAAAAGCCAUAUAAUGAUCAUCAGCUGUCUUUAAAGUUGAUAAAGUUAGUUGACCCCUUAAGUGAUCACUCAAGGCAAGACUGAGCUCUUAAGUGCUCACUUGGAUUGGUCACACCGUUUUAAACAAGCCUUUCAGAUGUAGUCCCUUAAGAAAUAAUCUUUAUAAACUUAACUUAAGUGACCCCUUGAAUUACCCUCACGUUUGGCUAUUAUACGUAGUCUAGUUUUAAAGCGAUUCAUAUAGGGAUCCCUUAAGAAGUUUUGGAGCUUUUUUGAGAGGUCACUUGAGGGAAAUACUUAUUUUCGCAAAAGCUCUCUGGAAAUAUGACGAAGUUGUCACUUAAGAACAUUUUUUUAGUUCUUCCACUCAAGUGACCACUUCAAUUAACUUCAAUUUUUUUCUAUGAUAAAUUACCUGGUUUGAAAUAGAUCCAUAUAGUGAUCACUUAAGAAAUUUUGGAGCUUUUUUGAGAGGUCACUUGAGUGAACUACAUGGUUUUGCAAAAGCUCUCUGGAAUCAUGAAAAAGUAGUCACUUAAGAAAGUUUUUUGGUUUUUUUUUUACUUAAGUGACCAUUUGAUUUAAAUUUGGUUAUGAUUUAAGUUUGGUUAUGAUAAGCUGCCUAGUUUCAAACAGGUCCAUAUAGUGACCACUUAAGGAAUAUUGAAGCUAUUUGAGAAGUCACUUGAGUGAAUUACAUAGUUUCGCAAAAGCCUUCUGAAAAAAUAAUGAAGUAACCCCUUAAGAAAAUUUUUUGGUUCUUUUGCUUAAGUGACCACUUCAUUUUUUUUUUUCGCUCUUUUUUUGUCAUGAGCAUUUUUUCCGAGAAAGGUAGGAUAAGGUUUUAUUAAUUGGAGUUCAAAAAAAUUCUCUAUCGUAUUGCCGCGUUUAGAACACUUCUAAUAAUGCUAGAAAAAUUGCGCCCACCUUGAACCGACUUCCGCUCUGAAGCGCGAGAACACGUGACGCUUUGAGCCAUUCUACGUGCGGCCUUUUCAAGUUUGAAUUUUUCCAGUUCGGCCCUUCGUUCUCCUGGCCCCUCACGACGUACCUCUAUUCCACUGAAACGUCUCUUCUAGUUAUUUAUUGCAUCCACGCCGGCGGCCUUGCAUUCUUCGCAUUGAUGUUGGUUUUCUUAUCAAAUUUUUAAAAAAUUGAUAUUCCAGUUUCUACAUCUUUUACCGUGACCGACCCCAGUACCAUCCCUGGGUCAAUGGCCUGGAAUUGAACCGAAUCGUCGCCGGAAAGGUUCAGGUGAGAUAAUUGGUAGAAAUCAAGGAUGCACCCAUAAAACCCAUCACUUGCAACGUAUCAUUCUAGGAGCUCCAAAAGAACCGAGCCGUUUCGGCACCCUUCUCAACGUUGCUCCGAUCACUGUCGGCUUGGUCGAUUUGGCUCUCGGCGACGGCUUUUUUCUUCGCCGUCGCCCUUUUCGCCCUCUACAUUCCGUCGUUUCUGAGCUCCCAGGACGUCUUCUACGUCGACUACAUCGGGGCCUACGCGGCGCUUCCUUUCCUUUUCUUGGUGGGGGUUUUUUGGACUGCUUCUAGUCGUUUUGAGACCGAAAAGUUGGAUCAAAAAAAUACUUCAAGCUUGAAAAAUCUUUGAACAGUGUUUUUUGAACUGAUUUUAGUUCUUUUCCAGCUUGAAAAGAUAGAAAUUAUCCAUAGCAUGCUGUAGAAAAAAUGCAAGUUUGAGAAACACCUGUGACUCAAGCUCAAUUUUUUAGCCCAUCGCAUUCCUGAUCGGCGGAAUCGUCAAUUUAUGCCGAUGUUCUUCAUCAACGGCUCACGUCCGAGUUUUCAACACUGUCGGAUUCCUACUAUCAGCCCUUUUCAUUAUCCUUCUGCCGGUUAUUGUCUACACUCAUGGCGGAAAUUGGUGAGAUCUCAAUGAAAUUCGAUGAAAAUCGGGGAUAUACAUCAAUAAAAAUAGAUAGGAAUCGGAUAUAACACCAAACAGCAUUAGAUAAACAGAGCUGCUAUUAAAAAAGCGCAAAAAAACCAGCCAAGUGCGCCCCACGGCUAAUUUGACUUUUAUUCUACUUUCUCGGGCCUUUGGUAACGUGAACGGGAUCAGGCUUAUCGGGGCGUUUCUAGUGACCACUUUAAUGGCUUCAGCACCCUUAAGUGAUCCCUAGAACUGCUCAGAAACCGGUUACGCGAAUCGGAAGUGUCCAGGCAUUACUAGUGACCGCUUUAGUAGCGUCAGCACCCUUAAAUGAUCCCUAGAGUUGCUCAAAGAUUGGUAACGCGAAUCGGACGUGUCCAGGAAUUUCUAGUGACCGCUUUAGUAGCGUUAUCUCCUUUAAGUGAUCCCUAGAGUUGCUCAGAAAGGUCCGGAGCGCGUCUGUUUCCGAGGUCCGAGCGGUAGAGCAAACUGAGGUUUUUGAGCUUUUCUAGUUAUCAGUGAUCUUUCCAGUGGCGUGAGAACCCUUAAGAGAUCACUAGAAAUGCUCAGAGUCGUCCGGGGGUUAUCCGGUUCGACUCACCGAGGUAUAAUCAAUUGCUCCCGAUUUGAAAUGCGAGAUGGGUAGAUGAAUCCCUGGAACUGAACCGAGUCCUUCCAGGCCCCUCUACGUGAUGCCGCUGACCUUGGCCCCAUUCGGGCUGAUCGUCGCCGGAUUUCUUCGAAGCCUGACCUUGGUCGGCCGAUUCUACGCCCAACACAUCGUCGCCUACAUGGGCGUCUCUUUCGGCGUCGCCUUUUCAGUCCUGCCCUUCGUCACGACUUUCCUCGUCGCGGCUAAGUUUGUUUUCAUUUUUUUAUCGGCUGUUUCGAACCUUCAGAAGUAAGAAGUCCGUUUCCAUUCCGAAAAAGUAGUCUGAAUACUUAAAGUCCAUUUAUAGCUGAUUCACGGCCAGCUUGGGACGCUAAGGGGGCGUUUCCUGUCUGCGCUCUCCACGAACGAGGCGCUAUCUCGUGCAUUAUCGUGUCAGGACCCUUUUUUCGAUGGCUCAAGCCAGCCGUGAAUCAGCUAUAUCAUCCUUGACCAUUUUUGAAAUUAAGAGCUUCAGUGCAAAACGGCAACUUUCAGUAGCCGAAAAAAUUCUCUUGUCCGUUCUUUUAAAGCCGGAUCCAGGCGAAUUGCUAGUUUUCAACACGCAUUCUCCCAGAAAAUCGAACAAAUGCGAAAAAGUUUGGUACAAAAAUUUCAUCUUUGUUCCUGAGAGCUCUCCUUGCUAUGAUAGAUAGUGGACAACCUCUUGAAUAUUUAGACCAGGUUUUAUUAGGCUCCGCCCACUUUCAGGCUUACUGUAGAAAAAACACCGUAAAAAAACCAAACUUUUUUUCCUAGUGGAGCAAAUUGGUCCAAAACCAAUUUUUGAAACAAAAAUAUGUUCCCUUUUGACCAUUUAAAGUUAUAGAACUGACCCGGAAAAAAUUUUCUUUCAGAAGAAAAAAAUUAAAGUUUUUUGAAAAAUGACGAUUUUCGCAGUCUUCAAGUCAUAACUAGUACUAGAACCCCCGAAUGCCUGGAUUUUUAUUUUUUCAAUCGACGCGUUAGGGUCUUGUGAGUAGAGGAAAAAUGUCUAGAAGCUCUGAAUCCGGGUGAUCCAGUUGACCUUCAUCUCGGAGAACGCGACCAACUUGAAAAUCGCAGAACCUUUGAAAAUUUCUAUUUUUUGUGAAAGCCGGAUUCUGUCUUGUUUCUUAUUUUUGUUCAACAUACGACAGCUUGCUGCAAAAUUACAGCUCAAAAGUAGCGAGCUGGAACCCUUUUAAAAAAAUUUCUGACGUUUUUUUCCAAUUUUUUUCGUUUUUUUCGGCAUUUUUCAAUCUUUUUUUGCUCUAACUAGUAAUAGAACCCCCGAAUGCCUGGAUUUUUUUAUUUUUUUCAAUCGACGCGUUAGGGUCUUGUGAGUAGAGGAAAAAAAUGUCUAGAAACUCUGAAUCCGGGUGAUCCAGUUGACCUCCAUCUCGGAGAACGCGACCAACUUGAAAAUGAAUAAAUUUUUAAAAAUCAGUUACUUUCUUAGGAGCAGGAUUUUCCCUCACUUCUUUUUGCCAAUCAGACACAAUCCACUCAACAAAAAAAUUGGAACAAAAAAAGUUAUGGCUCUCAAGCAUGACGAAAUUUUUCCAAUUUUUUUCACUUUUUCGGAUUCAUUGUUUUUUUCUUUCCUUUUCCAAGCAUUGAGCUCUACUGGAUUAGGAUACCAGGAAUGCUUGGAGUUUUUUUCGUUGUACUGAUCCGUUACAUCUUCCCAAGUUCUUUAAAAAAAUAUUCCCAAGCUCUGUUUCCGGGUGAUCCAGUUGACCUCCAAGCAGCCGAAGCGGUCGACCUCGAAGUCGAGCGAAAUUAAAAAAAUUUUUCCAAACCGUUUUUUUGCUCCCCUAACCAGUAGUUCUCAUCAUCUGGAGGGUUUUCAGUGUAGUUUCCACCAAUUGCUGGCGUCAAUUUUUAUUUUUAGCUCAUUUUUUUAUUUUUUUGAGAAUUUUUUAAAAUUUUCGACGGGACGCAGCCCCAGCAAUACCCCUGUCUGUCGAAUAAUCUGGAAUUCCCUGGUAUUAUGCCUAAAAGAAAGUUCCAACUUACGUAAAGACACUACUUACGAAAAAUAGUGACUACUAUUUUUGUGAAAAAGUAAGAAUCUUGUUUAUCGAUACCAACUGUUUGACUUUUUUUGAGAAAAAAAUUAUUCUGGACAAAAAAAUCAUACAGAAAAAUAAAGAAAAAAAUUUAUUUCAAGCAAAAAAAUAAUCAAAAAAAAUUUUUAAAACACUUUUUUUGUCCAAAAUAAUUUGAUCAGCGUUUCAGUCCAGUUGAUAAUUCAAAAGAAAUGAAAUAAAAAAAUUUACGCCACAGAAAGAAUAGCAAGUCUCCUCUAGAUUCUUGCAAAAAAAAAAAAUACAGAAAGCGAUCUAUUGAUCAUGCCUAUGGGCCGAGAGAAAAUUUUUGUCGAAAGUCUUCGUUUUCGAGUGAACUGAGAAGCUAAGCUAUUUUUGAAAAAAAGUUUUGUCCAUUUCCCCAAUGUCGAUGAAUUCCUCAUAGAAAAACUGGCAAAAACGAAUUUCUUCAAAAAGUUUUGAACCCCGAACAUAGACACCACAGUGCAAAGACGCUAGCCACUGCACCACGCUGCCAACUGUGGUGCAGGGCUCGUAUAGUCCGUUCACGGCUGGCUUGGGACAGUGAACGGGCGGUUUAAUUUUCGCGCGGAAGGUAGAUCAUGGCGACUUUCUAUGCGCCUUCCAUAAAAGCCCCAUUUUAUGACUUAUUUAUUUUUCUCUUAUUAUUCGUUUAAUCUGAAAACCAAUGAAAUGAAUGUAAACAUAAUGUCGUGUUCAAAGUAAUUUCCGCGAAAUGCAAAAUGAUCUCUGACUCUCCAAAAUUUAGUGAUCUUUUCCUUUCUCUAACGGGUAUUUUGCAUUUCGCGGAAAUUACUUUGAACACGGCAUAAUAUAAAUUCAAUAGAAACAGAAAUAAUUCACCAAAUGAGGCUCUUAUUAAAGGCGCAUGUAUGACCGCAAUGAUCUACAAUCGCCGCGCAAGUUAAACCGCCCGUUCGCUGUCCCAAGCCAGCCGUGAACGGGCUAUACGCGAGCCACAUUCCCUCUUGCGUUGCAGCUCUUAUUCAGCGUGCAAGCUUUGAAGCUUCAUAACUCGAAAACGAGAUCUAUUGCGAGUAAUUUUAUUCGUGUUUUGGAAAGAGGAGGUCUUAUAGUACCUUUCAGCAAAGUUUUAACAGAAGUUUCCUUUUCAAUAAUCAACUGGACUGAAACGCUGAUCAAAUUAUUUUGGACAAAAAGUGUUUUAAAAUUUUUUUGAUUAUUUUUGCUUGAAAUAAAUUUUUCUUUAUUUUCUGUAUGAUUUUUUUGUCCAGAAUAAUUUUUUUCUCAAAAAAAAGUCAAACAGUUGGUAUCGAUAAACAAGAUUCUUACUUUUCACAAAAUAGUAGUCACUAUUUUUCGUAAGUAGUGUCUUUACGUAAGUUGGAACUUUCUUUUAGGCAUAAUACCAGGGAAUUCCAGAUUAUUCGACAGACAGGGGUAUUGCUGGGGCUGCGUCCCGUCGAAAAUUUUAAAAAAUUCUCAAAAAAAUAAAAAUGAGCUAAAAAUAAAAAUUGACGCCAGCAAUUGGUGGAAACUACACUGAAAACCCUCCAGAUGAUGAGAACUACUGGUUAGGAAGCAAAAAAACGGUUUGGAAAAUUUUUUUAAUUUCGCUCGACUUCGAGGUCGACCGCUUCGGCUGCUUGGAGGUCAACUGGAUCACCCGGAAACAGAGCUUGGGAAUAUUUUUAAAGAACUUGGGAAGAUGUAACGGAUCAGUACAACGAAAAAACUCCAAGCAUUCCUGGUAUCCUAAUCCAGUAGAGCUCAAUGCUUGGAAAGGAAAGAAAAAAACAAUGAAUCCGAAAAAGUGAAAAAUUGGAAAAAAAAAAUUUCGUCAUGCUUGAGAGCCAUAACUUUUUGUUCCAAUUUUUUGUUGAGUGGAUUGUGUCUGAUUGGCAAAAAAAGAAGUGAGGGAAAAAUCCUGCUCCUAAGAAAGUAACUGAUUUUUUUAAAAAUUUAUUCAUUUUUCAAGUUGGUCGCGUUCUCCGAGAUGGAGGUCAACUGGAUCACCCGGAUUCAGAGUUUCUAGACAUUUUUUUCCUCUACUCACAAGACCCUAAAGCGUCGAUUGAAAAAAAAUAAAAAAAUCCAGGCAUUCGGGGGUUCUAUUACUAGUUAGAGCAAAAAAAGAUUGAAAAUGCCGAAAAAAACGAAAAAAAUUGGAAAAAAACGUCAGAAAUUUUUUUAAAGGGUUCCAGCUCGCUACUUUUUGAGCUGUAAUUUUGCAGCAAGCUGUCGUAUGUUGAACAAAAAAAUAAGAAACAAGACAGAAUCCGGCUUUCACAAAAAAAUAGAAAUUUUUCAAAGGUUCUGCGAUUUUUCAAGUUGGUCGCGUUCUCCGAGAUGAAGGUCAACUGGAUCACCCGGAUUCAGAGCUUCUAGACAUUUUUUUCCUCUACUCACAAGACCCUAACGCGUCGAUUGAAAAAAAUAAAAAAAUCCAGGCAUUCGGGGGUUCUAGUACUAGUUAUGACUUGAAGACUGCGAAAAUCGUCAUUUUUCAAAAAACUUUAAUUUUUUUCUUCUGAAAGAAAAUUUUUUCCGGGUCAGUUCUAUAACUUUAAAUGGUCAAAAGGGAACAUAUUUUGUUUCAAAAUUGGUUUGGACCAAUUUGCUCCACUAGGAAAAAAGUUUGGUUUUUACGGUGUUUUUUCUACAGUAAGCCUGAAAGUGGGCGGAGCCUAAUAAAACCUGGGCUAAAUAUUCAAGAGGUUGUCCACUAUCUAUCAUAGCAAGGAGAGCUCUCAGGAACAAAGAUGAAAUUUUUGUACCAAGGGUUAAUCGAAAAUCUCGGAGAACGUGUGUCAAAAGCAAAUCUUGAAAUUUCAGCAGCCGUGCCGAAUGGACCCGCGUCUACUUUUUCGUCGUCGCGAUUCUUCUCGUGGCGGCCGUCGAGUUCGCCAUCUUCGGACGAGGUACUAAUCUAACCUCAAGAGAAUUCACCAUAAAUUAUCCGUCCAAACUGAAAUUGAAGUAAAAUCGGUACCUUUAACCAAAUUUGUCCGGAAAAGCUCAUUUUAGUUAGUCAAGAACUCUGAAAGGCCUUAAGUGAUCACUCUACUGAGCUCUGAAAUGCCUUAAGUGAUCACUCUACUGAGCUUUGAAAUGCCUUAAGUGAUCACUCUACUGAGAUCUGAAAUCCCUUAAGUGGUCACUUUACUGAGCUCUGAAUUGCCUUAAGUGAUCACUUUACUGAACUCUGAAAUGCCUUAAGUGAUCACUAUAUAUUUCUCAUAGCAACUCAUUUCAUCUUCACAACUUUGAAUCGGUUGUUUUUCGUUGGAUCUAAGGAUGACUCAAGUGACAACUUGAGGGAUUUGCGUUCGAAAAUUUCCGAGUGAUCACUAAAGGGCCAUAUUUCAAGUAAAGCUUCAAGGAGAAGCUUUCUUUUUUUUUUACUACAAAUGAAUAUGCUGAAAGAUGCUCGAAGUGGUCACUUGAGAAUUUUUUUUUACACUUCGAGUAAUCACUUAAGGGCCUGAAAUCGAGUGUUUUUCAAAAAAAAAAAGCUGUAGCCCUUUUUUCACCACUAAAAAGCUGAGAGAUGCCUAAAGUAGUAACUUGAGGGUUUUUCAACUUUUAGUGAUCACUUAAGCGCCUGAAUUCAAGUAGUCGUUCAAGGAGGAGCUGCAGCGCUUUUUUUAAUCAAUGACAUUCUGUGAGAUUCCUCAAGUGGUCACUUGAGGGUUUUUCAACUUCGAGGGAUCACUAAAAAGCGAAACGGCAAGUAGUCGUUCAAGGAUGAGCUCUAGCGUAUUUUUUCACUAAUGAAAAGCUGGGAGAUGCCUUUAGUGGUCACUUGAGAGGUCCACUUAAGGCACUCAAAAAAGUGGUCACUUUAGAGGUUCAAAGAUUAAUUUUUUAACUUUGCAUGAUCUCUAAAGAGUGUGAUCCCUUCAUAUAAGUCCAGUAGUCCUUCAAAAAGAGCUGUAGCCCCUUUGCAACCAAUGACAAACUGAGUGAUACCUAAAGUGGUCACUUAAGAAGUUCGGUUACAAAAGCCUUCAAGUGGUCACUAAAGAGCUAAAUUUCAUCAAGAAGAACACUUCCAAGCGAUCCCUGAAACAUGUCGCCUUAAGUGGCCUCUUGAACUACUCUCAUUUAUUUUUUUGAACAAACUAGAAUUUAGGAGAUCUUCAAGUGAUCUCUUAAGUAGUUAGAGUUUCCACAGCCUAGUGGUAACUGAAGAAUUUUAAUUUAAAUGAUCCUAUGAAGAAAUUUUGGAGUCCGAAUCAAAAAUUGUAACUUUCUGAAGUGGCAAUUUAAGGGAUUUUCGUUUGAGACAAUCAUUGUUGAACCAAUUUUUUGAAAUUCUACCCCUAAAAAAAUCGGACUUCUUUCAGGCCGCUCAGCCUCGUGGGCCGAAAAGUCCUGGGAUCCGUUGGCCAAGACGAAAAUGAACUCCCUGGCCCUGAUCGAUUAUAAUCAGGACGAGUGCGGCCUCUACGAACUGCGUCAUAUCGGCCCUUCACAUUAA
This is a messenger RNA of Caenorhabditis auriculariae, 14877 nucleotides long. The record is from the annotation of a GenBank genome assembly. NCBI's taxonomy places the organism in Eukaryota, Metazoa, Nematoda, Chromadorea, Rhabditida, Rhabditidae.